AUGUUUGUACCAGUUAAAUCUGAUGAAGAAAUAAGUAAAGCAGAGUACUUGGGGUAUUUCAGAACCAGAAUGGACAGAAACAUUCGGACAAAGAUCGUUUUUAAACUUUACGUGUUGGCUUCUAUCAUAAUAAGAUCAGUAAAGUUACUGUUUAGCAUAUUCAUGAUUUCUAAAUAUCGACUAUAUAACACCAAAUAUGGAUUCACCUUUAACCGUGCUUUAUACAUAACACGGCAUAAUAACAUAAUAGAGGAUGUACUUUUGGAGAUUACUAAUAGUAUAGAAUGUGAUGAAAUCCUAUCAUCAAUGGUACUCAUCCUGUUUUCCCAUGGUAACAGGGGAAUUACGAGAAUUUCUGAUCUAAUAGUGGGUGAAAAGGGUGGUUUGACAAAGGGUCUCAAGUGCCAUACUUGUAUACCAGAGAAUUCCAUUUUAAGCAAUUACCACAUUUCUGAACAAUUAGUUUUACAAAAGAUAAAGAAAACUGUGACCUUUGAUGAUAAUAUAGAAAUACACUUUAUAUCUGCCAGAUCAUAUGGAAGUUUUGGUUGCAAUUAUAUUGAAAGCAGUAUAGAUUUUAAUCCAAAAUUCACAAUUCCAAGUCAUAAUUGA
This is a messenger RNA of Theileria equi strain WA, 612 nucleotides long. RefSeq lists its product as hypothetical. The coding region runs from base 1 to 612 and encodes 203 amino acids. The record is from RefSeq and is a predicted model, not a curated record. The transcript has a single exon. NCBI's taxonomy places the organism in Eukaryota, Apicomplexa, Aconoidasida, Piroplasmida, Theileriidae.